Alligator sinensis (Chinese alligator) is the source of this 384-nucleotide messenger RNA. RefSeq names its product retinol-binding protein 1. Gene Ontology annotation, biological process: fatty acid transport. Gene Ontology annotation, molecular function: fatty acid binding. The transcript has 2 exons. The record is from RefSeq and is a predicted model, not a curated record. Gene Ontology annotation, cellular component: cytosol; nucleus. Lineage: Eukaryota; Metazoa; Chordata; Crocodylia; Alligatoridae. The coding region runs from base 1 to 282 and encodes 93 amino acids.
AUGCCUGUGGAUUUCAGUGGUUACUGGAAAAUGGUCAGCAAUGAAAAUUUUGAGGAGUAUAUGAAAGCAUUAGAUGUAAACAUUGCUGUAAGAAAAAUAGCAAACUUGCUAAAACCUGACAAAGACAUCAUUCAGAAAGGGGAUCAUAUGAUCAUUAAAACGCUAAGUACUUUUAGAAACUACAUCAUGGAAUUUGAUAUAGGAAAGGAGUUUGAGGAGGAUUUGACUGGACUGGAUGAUCGCAAAUGCAUGGUAAGAAUGAGAACUGUUACUAGUAUGUGACAGAGAAAAAAAAGAUAAGGAAUAAUUAAUACGGAUACUAAGUCUUGCAAGGGGUGCACUUGCAAGACAUCUUGGAAUGUUUUUUUGUAUUGCACAGCUUUA